Messenger RNA from Macadamia integrifolia, 1175 nucleotides. RefSeq names its product proteasome subunit alpha type-4-like. Bases 257 to 1009 code for a protein of 250 amino acids. The record is from RefSeq and is a predicted model, not a curated record. The transcript is spliced from 3 exons. Lineage: Eukaryota; Viridiplantae; Streptophyta; Magnoliopsida; Proteales; Proteaceae. Gene Ontology annotation, biological process: ubiquitin-dependent protein catabolic process. Gene Ontology annotation, cellular component: proteasome core complex; cytosol; nucleus.
CCAUUCCUUCCCCUUUCACUAUAAACAGUAGUGUGAGAACGGGUUUAGGAAAAAGGAAGUCCGAGAACGGAGAAGGAGAACCGAGCCCUAGCGAGUGUUCGACUGUCCAAGUGACGAGUCUUCGAAGCCACCGGCCGCCCUCGCCUCCACCCCUUUCCUUCCGAAGACUGUUCAGACUUGCAGCACCGGCGCCGGAGGAGCAGCCCUGUGUCAUCUAUCUGGCAUCUCUAGCAUCUCCAGCAAGUGAUUCCAGAAAAUGUCUCGGAGGUAUGAUAGCCGUACGACGAUCUUCUCCCCGGAAGGUCGCCUCUACCAGGUGGAGUAUGCGAUAGAAGCUAUUGGAAAUGCAGGAACUGCUAUUGGGAUAUUAUCAAAAGAUGGAGUUGCCCUCGUUGGAGAAAAGAGGGUGACAUCUAAACUGCUCCAAACAUCCAAGUCCACUGAGAAGAUGUACAAGAUCGAUGAUCAUGUUGCCUGUGCUGUGGCUGGUAUAAUGUCUGAUGCCAACAUCUUAAUUAACACUGCCAGAGUCCAAGCCCAGCGCUACACUUAUGCUUACCAGGAACCAAUGCCAGUCGAACAGCUGGUUCAAUCUCUAUGUGAUACUAAGCAAGGCUAUACACAGUUUGGUGGGCUCCGUCCAUUUGGUGUCUCAUUUCUGUUUGCAGGCUGGGAUAAGAACUUUGGCUUCCAGCUCUAUAUGAGUGACCCUAGUGGCAAUUAUGCUGGUUGGAAGGCAGCUGCAAUUGGGGCGAACAAUCAGGCAGCCCAGUCAAUGCUUAAGCAGGAUUAUAAGGAAGACAUCACCAGGGAAGAAGCUGUUCAGCUUGCAUUGAAGGUGCUUAGUAAGACCAUGGACAGCACAAGCCUUACAUCAGAUAAGCUUGAACUAGCUGAGGUCUUUCUCUCCCCCUCUGGGAAGGUGAAGUACGAGGUUUGCUCACCAGAGUCCCUCGGUAAGUUGUUGGUGAAGUAUGGAGUGACCCAACCUGUUACUGAAGCUUCUUGAGUUUAUUCCCCUCUGUUACUGUAUUUUGAUAUGACUUGGCUCAGGACAUAUGUUGGGUUUAUCUUCAUGUGUUAAUUCGUGCCUCAUUGGGAUUGAAAAUCUGGAACCAAAUGUUUGAUGGUCCACGUUAUAGGUGGAACUUUGAGCAAAGUAGUUAUUUUUCUUA